This is a messenger RNA of Colletotrichum spaethianum, 783 nucleotides long. RefSeq names its product 2-dehydro-3-deoxy-D-gluconate 5-dehydrogenase. Lineage: Eukaryota; Fungi; Ascomycota; Sordariomycetes; Glomerellales; Glomerellaceae. The transcript is spliced from 2 exons. The record is from RefSeq and is a predicted model, not a curated record. Gene Ontology annotation, molecular function: oxidoreductase activity, acting on the CH-OH group of donors, NAD or NADP as acceptor. Bases 1 to 783 code for a protein of 260 amino acids.
AUGUCCUCACAGUUCUUCUCCCUCGAGGGCCAGACCGCCCUCAUCACCGGCGGCACACGUGGAAUUGGCGCCGCCGUGGCAGUGGGCCUUGCCGAGGCCGGCGCCGAUAUCCUCCUCGUACAGCGCGACGAGUCGAGCACCUCGACCAAGGAGGCGGUCGAGAAGCUCGGCCGCAAAGCCCAAAUCUACACGGCCGACCUCAGCUCUCAGGAGAGCGUUGCCGCCCUUGUGCCCAAGGUCCUCAAGGACGGCCACCAGAUUCGCAUCCUCGUCAACUGCGCCGGAAUUCAGAAGCGACACCCAUGCGAGAAGUUCCCCGACGACGACUUCAAUGCUGUCAUCCAGGUCAACCUCAACUCCGUCUUCACCCUCACCCGCGACGUCGGCGCGCACAUGCUCAACCUCGACCCGCACCCCGUCACCGGCCGCAAGGGCAGCAUCAUCAACUACGCCUCCCUGCUGACCUUCCAGGGCGGCUUCACAGUGCCGGCCUAUGCCGCCUCCAAGGGUGCUGUCGGCCAGCUGACCAAGAGCUUCGCCAACGAGUGGACCUCCAAGGGCAUCACCGUCAACGCCAUUGCGCCCGGUUAUAUCGAGACGGAGAUGAACACGGCGCUACUCAACGAUAAGGAGCGUCUUGCGAGCAUCAGCGCCCGCAUCCCCGCCGGCCGCUGGGGCACCCCCGAAGACUUCAAGGGCACUUCGGUGUACCUGGCGAGCAAAGCGAGUGGUUAUGUGAGCGGGCACGUCCUGGUUGUUGACGGUGGGUGGAUGGGUCGGUAA